Serpula lacrymans var. lacrymans S7.9 is the source of this 936-nucleotide messenger RNA. RefSeq lists its product as uncharacterized. Bases 1 to 936 code for a protein of 311 amino acids. The record is from RefSeq and is a predicted model, not a curated record. The transcript has 7 exons. NCBI's taxonomy places the organism in Eukaryota, Fungi, Basidiomycota, Agaricomycetes, Boletales, Serpulaceae.
AUGUCCACUCGGGUUUCGUUCACUUCCACAGUUGGCCUUGGCUCUUCUGCCUCAGAGGUAGCUAGGUCCCCAAAACGCCCUCGCGCCGUGGUCACUGGGGGAUCUGGAAAAUUGGGCCGUGCAACUGUUGUUGACCUCCUCGCACAUGGAUGGAAUGUCGUGAACUUUGACAAACAUCCACCUCCUGCAGAUGCCCCAUCCGAGGCCGUAUUUAUGCUCACUGAGCUGGAGGAUAUGGGUCAGGUUAUGGAGAACCUAAUCGAGGUGGACUCACGAUACAAAGGCGUCGACGCUGUUGUUCACCUCGCUGCACUUCCUGCUGCAGGCAUGAUGGGCUCUUCCACUCAAUUCAGACUGAACACGAUGAGUACUUACAAUGUCUUAGAAGCGUCCCGCAAACUUGGAAUCAAAAAUAUUGUCCUCGCUUCCUCUGAGACGCUCAUCGGCUUGCCCCUAGAUCCUUGGGUGCCUGAUCGUAUUCCUGUAGAUGAAACCGCCGAUCGUAGGCCAGAAAGCGCUUACUCACUGAGCAAGCUGGUUGGCGAAGUCAUGGCAGAGGAAUACUGUCGCUGGGACCCAAGUACAAAGAUCGUAUCCCUGCGCUUUUCUAAUGUAAUCCAGCCGCAUGAAUACGCUAAAUUUGAAACAUGGCAGCAAAACCCGGAACGCAGGAGGUGGAACUUGUGGGGAUAUAUUGAUGCCCGCGACGGUGCACAGGGCAUUCGCAAAGCGUUGGAGCAUAAACCUACUGGCCACCAUCAAUACAUUAUCGCCAACAACAAUACCGUGAUGCGCACGCCGAAUGAUCAGCUCGUCGCGGCCGAAUUCCCUGGUGUACCCUACACGCCGACUCUUGGUUCGCACGAUACAUUGCUUAGCAUUGACAAGGCGAAACGAGAGCUUGGAUUUGCGCCCGCGUAUGACUGGCAAGGGUAA